AUGCAUGAAAUUCUUCACAUUAAAAUGAACUAUGAACUAAAAAAAUUCCUCAGAUGCCUGCCCAAUGAGUUCCGGUGCAGUAAUUCGUGCAUCGACCUCGUGCAGCGCUGCGACCGCGACGUCGAUUGCCCGAACGGCGAAGAUGAGGACGGCUGCGAGUCAUUCGUCUGCCCAGUGACGCACUUCAAGUGCGCCAACCACUUCUGCGUGCCUGAGGACGCCGUCUGCAACUUCGAAGACGACUGCGGUGACGGGUCGGACGAACAAAGCUGCUCGCAUCGAUCUUGCUGGAAGUCGGAGUUCCGGUGUGACAACGGAGAGUGCAUCCGUCCUGGCUUCGUAUGCGACGGCGUCGUUGACUGCAAGGACGCCAGCGACGAGGUGCACUGCACACCAGCCGAGUUCAGCAUUUGCGGCGAUGGAACGCGAGUCCACAAGUUCUUCUGGUGUGAUGGUUGGCCACACUGCCACGACAACCACGCCGACGAACUCAACUGCACCGAGUGCAGAGGACAGGGCGAAUAUCUCUGUCCAAACGGCCGCUGUAUCAGGCGCGCCAAUGUCUGCGACUCAUACUGCGAUUGCGUGCCGGCUUCCAGAGGGCAACCGUGUGCAGACGAGGUGGACUGCGCCGGCAGAUAUCUCAAGGAGUACGGAGUCAGUGUCUGCACACCAGGUGAAACGUUGUCGUGUGUUCUGCCAUCCAACAAGAAGCACCGAGAGGAACGUUGUAUCUCAUCAGACUUUAUAUGUGACGGCUAUAAUGACUGUCAUAACGGAAGAUAUAUCUCCGAUGAAUUUGGGUGUGAUUCGUUUAAAUUGGUCUCCACAGAAGAUCUGUUCAAUUGUUCUGAGGGGCGUGCUAUACCUCUGUCCCUAGUGUGUGAUUUCAAACGAGACUGUCUGAAUGGAGAAGAUGAACAGUUCUGUCAAAAAAAGAGUUGCUCAGUAAAAGAAUUCACUUGUGCUAAUGGGCAAUGUAUUCCAUUGGAACAGGUCUGUGAUCUGAGUUUUGAUUGUUGGGAUAAGACUGAUGAAAUGAACUGCACAAAUCAGAAGUGUUCUCAAGGAUAUCGGAAAUGUAGAUACAAUGGUCAGUGCAUCCCUGCAGCUUGGUGGUGUGAUUACAGUAAAGACUGCUUUGAUGGCAGUGACGAAGAGGAAUGUGAAUCUGUACAGCAUGCUUGCCAAUCCAAUGAAUUUCGCUGCAACAAUGGUCAAUGUGUACCUGCUGACGUACGGUGUUUCAAGUCUGGUAUUGAUCAUGCUGCAUGUGCUGAUGGAUCUCAUCUAUUUAACUGUGAUAACUGGACGUGCCCUGAAGGGACUUUCAAAUGUAGAAAUGGUCCUUGCCUGAACAAUUCUUUAGUGUGCAAUAGGAACAUUGAUUGCAAAGAUACUUGGGUGGAUGAAGAUCACUGCCCAUUUGAAUGCUGUGGUGACAGUCGCUGCUUCUGUCUGGACACAAAAAUUAACUGCAGUACUCUUGGCUUGAAGACUCUCCCAGACGGAAUUGAAAUUCAAAUAAAUCGCUUGUGCUACAUGGCCAAUAAUUUGCUGAACUACUCACUCAAUGUUGAUACCUUCUCAAAACUAGACCGGCUGUUAUACUUGGAUCUGGCAAACAACAGUAUUUCAUGGCUACCUCCAAUGAUGUUUCGUAAUCAGUGGCGACUGCACAUCCUCAAUUUACAGAAUAACAAGUUAUCUGUAAUUAGCAAUGGUACAUUCUUUGGAUUACCUAAACUUGGAACACUUCAUCUACAUGGUAACAACAUCCAGAGCUUAGAGCCAAUGGGCUUUUAUGGUCUCUCUUCACUGAAAGCACUUGAUCUUAAACGCCAAAGGAUAAGCAACAUUUCCCACGGUGCUUUCAUUGGGCUACGUAACUUAGUGACACUUGACAUGUCAUACAACUGUAUAGCUUAUCUAACAGAUGGAACACUGAUCGGAAUGCCCAAGCUGGAGACACUGGAUCUGAGUGGUAACAGCAUUAGAACUGUUGGCAGUACUGUCUUCAAGAGUGUAAGGUCCCUGAAGAGAUUAACAACUGAUGAAUAUAGAUUCUGCUGCUUGGCACGACAUGUCAGUGUCUGCAUGCCACCACCUGAUGAGUUUUCUUCAUGUGAAGAUCUUAUGUCUAAUUUGGUACUUCGUGUCUGUGUAUGGAUCCUUGGGAUCGUGGCAACUUUAGGAAACACAUUGGUCAUUGUGUGGAGAAAGUGUUUCAGGCAUCCUAAUAAGGUUCAUUCAUUCCUUAUCACCAAUCUUGCUAUAGGAGAUUUAUUCAUGGGAGUUUACCUUCUCAUAAUUGGAAGUGCUGAUACUUACUACCGUGGAGUUUAUUCAGUUCAUGAUCGUGACUGGAGAAGUAGUGGAUUGUGUCAUACUGCAGGAUUUUUUAGCACCUUCUCUAGUGAAUUCUCAGUGUACACACUCACUGUUAUUGCUUUGGAUAGAUUCUUGGUGAUACUAUUUCCAUUUCACGUGAGGACAAUGAAAAUGACAAAAACCCGAAUAUUGAUAGCAGGAGGAUGGUUGGGUGCUGCAUUUUUAUCAGGUCUACCUUUUAUACACGUCAGCUAUUUUAAGAAUUUUUAUGGAAGAUCUGGAGUUUGCCUUGCACUUCACAUAACACCACAGAAAUAUAAUGGAUGGGAAUAUUCAGUGUUUGUGUUCCUCUUCUUGAAUCUGGCAUCAUUCUCUGUUAUUGCUGUCGGGUAUACGUCAAUGUUUGUGAUAGCGAGGACAACUCAACAAGCAGCACAAAUGAAUCAGAAAACUGCUGAGUCAGCAGUGAUUGCCCGCCGAAUGACUCUUAUUGUUGCUGCAGAUGCAGCUUGCUGGAUGCCUAUCAUAUGCUUGGGGAUACUGUCUUUGGCAGGAAUGACAGUCCCUCCACAGGUUUACGCAUGGAUAGCUGUAUUUGUUCUACCACUAAACGCAGCUAUCAAUCCUAUUCUUUACACAAUAUCAACUACACCUUUCCUAGAACCAACACUAAAAGGAUUGAAGACUUUGAAGAGGUCAUGUAGGCUGUCGCUUACAACUGAACAGCACCACACAUACUCAUCUGUUACAGGUUCAUAUGAUGUAGCAAGAAAUCAAGCAAAUGAUGCAAUUAGACAUAUGAAAAUGGUACUGGGUAAGUUAAAUGACACCGAAACAAUUGAUGUCAACAUUCCACAGAGGUAUGAUCUUAUGAAACAGUAUAUUGUGAACCGGGAAGCUCAUAAAACAAAUGAUAGGAUUAAAGCUCUAUGUAGUAAAUUACAGAAUGUGUCUUUAGUAGAUGUCAGCUAUCUAGAAAUGGAGCUGCACACAUCUCAUGGUCUGCACAUGAACAAAAGAGGCAAAAAGAUUGUUAGUAGCAACAUUAUUGAGGAAGUCAGGUGA
This is a messenger RNA of Schistocerca americana (American grasshopper), 3396 nucleotides long. RefSeq names its product G-protein coupled receptor GRL101-like. Gene Ontology annotation, cellular component: membrane. The transcript is spliced from 26 exons. NCBI's taxonomy places the organism in Eukaryota, Metazoa, Arthropoda, Insecta, Orthoptera, Acrididae. The coding region runs from base 1 to 3396 and encodes 1131 amino acids. Gene Ontology annotation, molecular function: protein binding; G protein-coupled receptor activity. Gene Ontology annotation, biological process: G protein-coupled receptor signaling pathway. The record is from RefSeq and is a predicted model, not a curated record.